Messenger RNA from Schistosoma margrebowiei, 1895 nucleotides. Lineage: Eukaryota; Metazoa; Platyhelminthes; Trematoda; Strigeidida; Schistosomatidae. The record is from the annotation of a GenBank genome assembly.
GCGACCUUGAACGGCUUGAUUAGAGGCGGUCAUUCCGUAUUUCAAUUGCCGUGGGUUGGUUGAUUUGCAUGAGUAUCAAUUUUUUUCAUAUAUAAGUCAUCCUAUGCUACAUAAAAAGCACGAAAUAAAUAGCAAAACCAUUAAUUUAGCGUUCUCUGUUUUGUAGUGUGCACUUUGGCUCUGUUGUUGCUUUGUUAUUUGAUCUUUGAUCCCAACAAUUGUAGUAAAGCUAAACGAAAUGUCAAGUCACAGGUAAAUCUCAAGUAUUUGUAGUAUUUCCUUGGGUUAUUAUUGUUGCAAGGAAUAACUGUUUAAUAAUUAGUCAUGUCUGUUUUUAGUGCUUCAUCCUCAAGUGACAUUUCAGUCGACCUAACCUAUGCCUUUCGAAGUAUGAUACUGAACAAGCGUUUCGUGUUGUGGGAUGAUUUUGAAAGUGCCUUAAAAGAGUUCCAAAAAACUACUUAUACUCGUUACAUCCACACAGAAAGCAGAUUGCUGAAGGAUGUCAGGUUCAGAUACCUGUUUGUAUCGUUUAAUUGUACGUUUGGUCACAAACGGAAAUCGGAAGGUUUGAAAGUGAGGCAAAAAUCGUCUAAAUUCCGUAAUUGUCAAUCUAAAUUCCGUGUAAGACUAGAAGAGCAAGGAUAUGUCAUCAAAUCCUACAAGAUGAUACACAAUCAUCCAUGUAGUAGUUCAUGGAUGGUAUGUGAUCCAUGGACAAGGAGAUUAUCGUCGGAAGAAAAAGAGAACUUGAAGCCCGUAAUACUUCACUGUGAGUCAGCAGACGAAGUUAUCGAAAGUAUUAAGGAGAGAACUGGUAAGCAAGUAACUGCUGCCGAUGUCAAAGCUAUGAAAGCUACACUCUCCACUGGUUGUUGUACUCGGAAGCAAGUAAUGGAUAUGCUUAGACAAAAAGGCGAAGUGAGGGAGCAUUUAGAAAAUGGAUAUGCGACGAGAAUAUGUUUAAGUAGUUAUAACCAAAUACAACUCUAUAGGAAAUAUCCAGAAGUCGUGUGCAUUGAUUCUACGUAUAAUACUAAUAAUAAAAAAUAUUCCUUAUUCCAGAUAGUGGUGACGGAUAUUUUCGGUCGAGGUCGAACUGUAAUGUCAGUACCUGUCACGUUAUUGGAUGGCACGUAAGACAAUGUGGGCCCGUGCCUUUUACGGUGAUGUUUUAACAUUGGGUAACAGCACGAAUAAUCGUGUUGAAUCGCUAAAUCGGCAAGUAAAACGAUAUGUACGAAAAAGUGACAGUCUGUACAAAUGUAUGUACAAGGCUUUAAAAUGGAGUGAAAUGAUGUCAACUAGAAGAAGUGUCGAAGAUCAAUUGAUAGCCGGAAGAUAUUAUAAAUAUAAUGCUCCACAACGUUUAAUACCCUUGCUAAAUAUUUUGACGCCAUUCGCAAGAUCUAAAGUGUUAUACGAGCUUAAACAAAUGCGUUUUGUCUACGUGGAAUAUGAAAGCGGCGACUGGUUGUUCAUGGUUGACCGUGGACAACAUUAUGAAGUCGAUAUAAGCAUUUGUCAAUGCAAUUGUAGCAUGUUUAUGAUGUGUCGAUAUCCCUGCCGUCACAUGCUACUUGCCUACGUUAAAAGAAGAAAUCUUACAGCUCAUCAACUUCUUAGGUAUUGUAGCAGAUGGAAGUUACACAAUACCCAGAACUUCCAAAAUUAUACAUUAACUGCAUUACCACGACGGAGUGAAGAGUAUGUAAGUAUUCAACGCAGCCAAAGAAUCCAUAAACAUCGCAUCAUUGAGAAGUAUGGUGAACGCUUCGCAACAGAAGUUGAGAAGAAAGUUGACAAUUAUUACUUAAGAAUUCUUAAUACCAACUUGUAAACUUGAUUUUCUGCUUUAGCAGCAAUGAUUCUUCAAUAAACUUUCAUAAUUUCAA